Cyclocybe aegerita is the source of this 681-nucleotide messenger RNA. NCBI's taxonomy places the organism in Eukaryota, Fungi, Basidiomycota, Agaricomycetes, Agaricales, Hemipholiotaceae. The record is from the annotation of a GenBank genome assembly.
AUGUUGGAAGAAUGCAGAAUUGGCUACAUCUCAGGUGCUUCAGAUGUACUGCCCACCCCUCACCAGAUCACCCUUCCGUUGCUGAAAACCCUCAUCCUCGCUCAAGUACCAGGCCAGGAGGAACUUCUCAGUCUCCUCGUCUCUCCCUCCUUGGAAACCCUUUCAAGUAGGGCCAGCCUGUGUAUUCUCUCCUCCUUUAUCACUCGUUCAAAAUGUGAACUCCACCACCUGGAUGUCGACGCUUUGGAUGGAACACCCGAGGAAUUCAUAGGGCUACUCGAGAAAACACCCUAUCUUAUCAAGCUCGAGGCAUCGGAUUGUGACAUACAAGAGGCAUUCUUCGAACGUCUAGCUGUGAUGUCACUAAUGAAGGACGGUGCCACAGUUUCGGAGGCAUUCCUACCCCUCCUAUGCAUGCUCUGUUUGACCGGAUCCCCGUACUUCAAGUGGUCCUCUAUCCCUUCGAUAUUUUUGCUGAAGCACGAGGGCAAUGAUUUCAUUACUUGCCCCUUGUAUUUCCUAGAGCUCACUCUAUUCUUCUAUCCUGAAGGCUCUGAAGAGUUCGUUGGCCAAACCCCAGAUGUGAUUGACGCAGAUGUCAAGGAACGCCUCCUAGUCCUCCAAGCCGACGGGAAAGAGAUACACAUCAUUUCUGGCAUGGACAACAGUUCCCUUCUUUAG